Molecule: messenger RNA, 390 nt
Organism: Parnassius apollo (apollo)
Lineage: Eukaryota; Metazoa; Arthropoda; Insecta; Lepidoptera; Papilionidae
Source: the annotation of a GenBank genome assembly
AUGUCCUUAAGAUUGGUGCUUUUACUGGCAGCGGCGGCUUUUGCCGUUGCUGCACCGGAUCCUUGGCUGAGUGAUAUUGGCUUAAAAAUCCACUCGGAGUUGUACGACGCGAUGGGAAUGAUUGAAGUUAACUACUCGGACCCCAUCAUCAACACCACGUACGUGUCCGGUGUGGAGUUUGAUAUGCGUGCGAUGGGCGCACUUUAUAAUUCCACGCACAUGAUAAUCGACUUUAUCGUCAACAAACAGGCUUAUCCCGAAGGGGAUGCUGUAAAAUGUAUGAGGCGGGGAGGCGGAGGGCUUAAAGCCGCGUGUCGAGUGCAGCGGGGGCGUCGACCCCGCACAGAGCUGUCGCGCGCCAGAGCCGGCUCCGACACCACUAGCCACUAG